AGAGCGCUCCUCCUAAUAUUUCAUCAAAAUCCUCUUUCCCUAAGAUCACAAAACUAUCCGUUACCUAGCUAGCAGCUCUCCCAUUCUUGUACCACAAAACUCCUCUGUGGUUUUAGGUUUAUUCUCUGCUAUCUGUUGGAUUCUUUGAAGCUCAGAAAAAGAACAACAACAACCAUGGAAUCAAGAAGAAAGAGUGGAAUUAACCUUCCACCAACAAUGUCGGAAACCACUCUUCGGCUUGACGCCUUUUCUUCUCCUCCCAGCUCAAAGCUUCGAUCUAGAACAAGCAACUUGGGAUCCCCAAUGUCCAACAGGUCACCUCGGACUAUAUCAAACCUGUCAUCAUCCCCAUCAUCCAAAUCUGCUACUUGCAGUGAUAGGUUCAUCCCCUGUAGAUCUUCGUCGAGGCUACAUACUUUUGGGCUGGUAGAGAAGGCGUCUCCUGUCAAGGAGGGAUCAGGAGGAACCAACAACGAUGCCUACUCCAGAUUGUUGAAAUCUGAGCUUUUUGGGUCUGAUUUUGGUUGUUUUUCUUCUCCUGCAGGUGGUUCCCCAAUGAGUCCCAGCAAGAAUAUGCUGAGGUUCAAGACUGAAAAUUCAGGGCCUAAUUCUCCUUACUCGCCUUCCGUUUUGGGGCACGACACUUCCCUCUCUAACGAGGUUUCUACCCCUCCUAAACCCCCUAGGAAAGUCCCCAAGACACCCCACAAGGUUCUGGAUGCACCAGCACUUCAAGAUGACUUCUACUUGAACCUAGUUGAUUGGUCCUCUCAGAAUGUUCUUGCUGUUGGGUUAGGAACAUGUGUUUAUUUAUGGACAGCUUCAAAUAGUAGAGUGACAAAGCUGUGCGACUUAGGACCCACUGAUAGUGUCUGCUCAGUCCAAUGGACCAGGGAGGGAUCUUAUAUAUCUAUUGGUACAAGUCUUGGGCAAGUUCAGGUUUGGGAUGCCACACAAUGCAAGAAGGUUAGAACCUUGGGUGGACAUCAGACAAGAACAGGAGUUCUUGCAUGGAGUUCGCGCAUCUUAUCUUCUGGUAGCAGAGACAGAAACAUCCUUCAGCAUGACAUUCGCGUUCCUAGUGACUUUGUGAGCAAGUUUGUCGGUCACAAGUCUGAGGUAUGUGGACUAAAAUGGUCUCAUGAUGAUAGAGAGCUCGCGUCAGGGGGCAAUGACAAUCAGCUCUUAGUGUGGAAUCUGCGGUCCCAGCAACCAGUUUUGAAGCUAACAGAGCACAAUGCAGCUGUCAAGGCCAUUGCCUGGUCUCCUCACCAAUGUGGCCUUCUGGCAUCAGGAGGAGGAACUGCUGAUCGCUGCAUUCGCUUUUGGAACACAACAAAUGGCAAUCAGUUGAACCAUGUGGACACAGGAAGCCAGGUAUGCAAUCUUGCCUGGAGUAGAAAUGUGAAUGAGAUAGUUAGCACACAUGGGUAUUCCCAAAACCAAAUCAUGGUGUGGAAGUAUCCAUCAAUGUCAAAGGUAGCGACUCUAACUGGCCAUAGCCUGCGCGUCCUGUAUCUUGCCAUGUCACCUGAUGGACAGACAAUAGUAACUGGAGCAGGAGAUGAGACAUUGCGCUUUUGGAAUGUAUUUCCCUCAGUAAAAACUCCUGCAGCAGUGAAGGACACGGGACUUUGGUCUUUAGGCAGGACGCACAUACGGUGAUGGAGUUAAUCUUGCUGUAAAUGGAAAUUGAAACGUAUUACAUACAUCUCUAGUACAGCUGAAGGGCGAAGAUACAUACACAAACAAACAACAUACUAUUCUUUGCAUAUAUGCAUGCCUGUAACAAUCUCCCAGAAAAUUGCGCUGUUUUUCUUUACUUUUUCAAUUCACAAACAUCCAUAUACAUACAUUUCUUUGCAAAAUUUGCCUGUAACAUAUACAUCCUUUUGUCUCUUGGAUGAACAAAGAAAUAUGUCAACUGUACCUCUAUCUAA
This is a messenger RNA of Nicotiana tabacum (common tobacco), 1940 nucleotides long. Its product is annotated as B-type cell cycle switch protein ccs52B-like. Gene Ontology annotation, cellular component: anaphase-promoting complex. NCBI's taxonomy places the organism in Eukaryota, Viridiplantae, Streptophyta, Magnoliopsida, Solanales, Solanaceae. Gene Ontology annotation, molecular function: ubiquitin ligase activator activity; anaphase-promoting complex binding; protein binding. Gene Ontology annotation, biological process: positive regulation of anaphase-promoting complex-dependent catabolic process; positive regulation of ubiquitin protein ligase activity; anaphase-promoting complex-dependent catabolic process. The record is from RefSeq and is a predicted model, not a curated record.